CACCCUGCACUAUAUAUAAACACACACUAUGUAUAGCUUGUUCAUAGAUCUCCUCCAUUCUCCACUAAACCCUCCAUUAAAUCUAGAGAGAGAGAAGAGAGAGAAGGUCAAGUUUUUACCAAAAACACCAUGGCAAUGUCAGCAACUUCACCUCAUUCUCUCCUCCUGAAAAACCCUAACCGUCACCUUCUCAAAAGCCCCAACACCGUCACCACCACCCACUUCAAUGGCUUCCCUCUCAACCAAUCUUCGCGCCUCAACAAACCCAUAUCGAUCACCUGUUCGACAACCCAAGUCCAAGAUCGCCCAACCUCCACCUCCCAAUCCCAAGAUCGGGUCUUCAAUUUCGCCGCCGGUCCGGCUACUCUGCCUGAAAACGUGCUCAAGACGGCCGAAUCUGAGCUCUACAACUGGCGUGGAGCCGGAAUGAGCGUGAUGGAAAUGAGCCACAGAGGGAAAGAGUUCCUCUCAAUCAUCCAGAAAGCAGAGUCAGAUCUGCGUACCCUUCUCAGCAUACCCUCCGAUUACGCUGUUCUGUUCUUGCAAGGCGGCGCGACUACCCAGUUCUCUGCGAUCCCUCUCAAUCUGUUGAAACCCGAUGACCCAGUUGAUUACAUUGUCACUGGGUCAUGGGGUGACAAGGCUUUCAAAGAAGCCACCAAGUAUUGCAAGCCCUCUGUGAUUUGGUCAGGCAAAUCUGAGAAAUAUACGAAGAUUCCAUCUUUUGAUCAGUUGGAGCAGAACCCGCAUGCCAAGUAUUUGCAUAUAUGCGCGAACGAGACUAUUCACGGGGUUGAAUUCAAGAAUUACCCAACUCCAAAUAACAAAGAUGGGAUUUUGAUUGCAGAUAUGUCUUCGAAUUUUUGUUCCAAGCCUGUGGAUGUGACCAAAUUCGGCUUGAUCUAUGCCGGAGCGCAGAAGAAUGUUGGUCCCUCUGGUGUCACCAUUGUGAUCAUCAGGAAAGAUUUGAUUGGGCAUGCUCAGGAGAUCACUCCUAUCAUGCUGGAUUACAAGAUCCACGCCGACAACAAUUCGCUGUAUAACACUCCGCCAUGUUAUGGGAUUUACAUGUGUGGAUUGGUGUUUGAAGAUCUAUUGGCUCAGGGUGGUUUGGUGGAGGUUGAGAAGAAUAAUAUGAGGAAGGCACAGAUUCUUUAUGACACCAUUGAUCAGAGCAAUGGGUUUUACAGGUGCCCGGUUGAGAAAUCAGUGAGGUCAUUGAUGAAUGUUCCAUUUACAUUGGAGAAAUCGGAAUUGGAGGCUGAGUUUAUCAAGGAGGCGGCGAAGGAGAAGAUGGUGCAGCUCAAGGGGCAUAGAUCGGUUGGUGGCAUGCGAGCUUCGAUAUAUAAUGCCAUGCCUCUAGCUGGGGUUGAGAAGUUGGUUGCUUUCAUGAAGGAAUUCCAGGCAAAACAUGCUUGAUGUUGUGGUAAGCAUUCUGUUAUGUUUUUGUUUUGUUCUGUUUGGUGUUUUCAUGUUUGUUGUUCAACUUGGGUUAACAUUUUGGAAUACCUUCGGGGGUAUUUUGAGAAUAGCUAUGGUAGUAGGUUCAGUGAGAAGAAGUUUACUUGGAUUUGACAAUAAUCAUAUGUUAUUGUCAAGCAAUUUCAUGGGUCCUAUUCAUUGUUAUAUAGUAAACAAACUUUGAGAGAAUUCAUGGAAGUUAUUGUCCUAUGAAAUAAUGGAGCUGUGCCACUGUUCAAAAGGCAAGCCGGAAGUAGGAACUUAGUAAUUUAUGUCCUCUGCAAUCUAGCAAUUGUUAUAUUUGCUAUUAUUGAUUAUAUGUAUUUCUUGUUCUCAAGAAAUUAGCUUUAUCUAUUUAUGAUUAUAUUUAUUUCUUUA
Messenger RNA from Cornus florida, 1839 nucleotides. RefSeq names its product phosphoserine aminotransferase 2, chloroplastic-like. Gene Ontology annotation, molecular function: O-phospho-L-serine:2-oxoglutarate transaminase activity; pyridoxal phosphate binding. Gene Ontology annotation, cellular component: cytoplasm; chloroplast stroma. The transcript has a single exon. Gene Ontology annotation, biological process: L-serine biosynthetic process. The record is from RefSeq and is a predicted model, not a curated record. NCBI's taxonomy places the organism in Eukaryota, Viridiplantae, Streptophyta, Magnoliopsida, Cornales, Cornaceae. The coding region runs from base 130 to 1419 and encodes 429 amino acids.